Molecule: messenger RNA, 753 nt
Organism: Lodderomyces parapsilosis
Lineage: Eukaryota; Fungi; Ascomycota; Pichiomycetes; Serinales; Debaryomycetaceae
Gene: PRE8
Product: proteasome core particle subunit alpha 2
Exons: 2
Coding region: 1-753 (250 amino acids)
Biological process (GO): ubiquitin-dependent protein catabolic process
Cellular component (GO): proteasome core complex, alpha-subunit complex; proteasome core complex
Source: RefSeq, a predicted model, not a curated record
AUGGCUGAUAGAUAUUCAUUCUCAUUGACUACAUUCUCACCUAGUGGUAAAUUAGUACAAAUUGAAUACGCCCUCAAUGCAGUCAAACAAGGUGUAACUACAAUUGGAAUCAAAUGUGAUAAUGGUGUUGUUUUGGCCACGGAACGUAAAUCGAACUCGAUACUCAAUAAAUCAGAUGUCAACAAUAAAGUUGAAUAUAUAACUCCAAACAUUGGUAUGACCUAUAGUGGAAUGGGACCAGAUUUUCGAGUAUUGGUUGACAAAGCUCGUAAAUUGGCUCAAACCAACUACAAAUUAAUCUAUAAUGAGUAUCCACCAGUACGUAUCAUGGUUCAAGAAAUUGCUAAAGUCAUGCAAGAAAGUACACAAUCAGGAGGUAUAAGACCAUUUGGUGUAUCACUAUUAGUUGGUGGAUAUGAUGAGUUUUCGGAGAAAUUUCAAUUGUAUCAAGUUGACCCUAGUGGUUCGUAUUUUCCAUGGAAGGCAACUGCCAUAGGGAAGACGGCAAAUAGCGCCAAAACUUUCCUCGAAAAGAGAUGGAAUGAGAAUUUGCAAUUGGAGGAUGCUGUUCAUGUGUCACUCUUAGCAUUGAAGGAAAGUGUUGACGGAGAGUUGAUUGGUGACAAUUUAGAUAUUGCUGUUAUUAGUGAUCCACAAGAACAAUUAUUGGGUUUUACUGGUACUAAUGUGGAAGGUCCGAGGUUUAAAAAGUUGAGUGCCGAUGAGAUUAAUGAUAUUUUAGAUUCAUUGUAA